Molecule: messenger RNA, 951 nt
Organism: Candida tropicalis MYA-3404
Lineage: Eukaryota; Fungi; Ascomycota; Pichiomycetes; Serinales; Debaryomycetaceae
Product: mitochondrial 37S ribosomal protein uS15m
Exons: 1
Coding region: 1-951 (316 amino acids)
Biological process (GO): translation
Cellular component (GO): ribosome
Molecular function (GO): structural constituent of ribosome
Source: RefSeq, a predicted model, not a curated record
AUGUUCAAAACUACAAAUAGAUUCUUAUCGUUUGGACGUCCAUUGCUUAACCAAACAGUUGCACCAUCAAGUGCUGUGCCUCGUUUUCAUGUGAAACUUGCCGCAACCCAAUUUACCGAACCAGGUGCCAAUAGACGUAGAGAAAGAAGAUUAAGAAGAACAGAAAAGAGAAUGAAAAAGCAAAUUAUUAGAGAUGUUAAUACCUUGAAACAAUACGAAGUCAAAAAUGUUCCACUUACAGUUGAUCCAGUAUUGGGGGACUCAAAAUGUACUUUUAUUCCAAGGAUCAUGGAAAAGGUUGACAACCAGGAAUUGACUUUAGCUUAUGGCAUUGACAGGGCUGAAUUUGAAAAGCUUUUGUAUGCUGCUGAAAAAAUUGCACUUGAAAAUGCAUCAAACAAUGAAGCUUUGCGUGAAUCUGUUAUUGAAACAGAAGAAAACAAAAAACGUGCUGUCUUGACUAUACUUAAUUUGAAGAAUACCAACACUCCAGACAGAAAGAAGAUGGCCAUCAAAUUUGCUCGUGAAGAAAUGCAAAGAGACUCUGGUGACACUGCCUCUCCGGAAGUUCAAGCUGGUAUUUUAACUGUUAAAAUACAUUACGGUAUGCAACAAGUGAAGAACAUGCCAAAGGACAAAAUCAAUAUUCAAAAUGUUAGAGAACUUGUGCAACAUAGACAAAGGCUCUUGAAGUACUUGAAGAAACAAGAUCCAAAGAAGUAUUAUUAUACCAUUGCCAAAUUGGGUUUAACAGACGAUGCUGUCGUUAGAGAAUUCAACAUGAGUAAACAAUAUAUGCAAGACUUUAAAGUUUGGGGCGACAAAGUUUUGGUUAGAGAAACCAACAGUGUUGCUAAGAAGAACCAAAAGAUCAAGGAUCUUAAGAAUAGAAUUGCUGCAUACAAUGAUUUGGCCAAGAGAAACUACGAAAUUUUGACUGGCAACAAAUAG